CCUGUCUGUGGUAUACACAAGACACUUCUUGUAGACAGGUCCUUCCAUAGGACCUUAUUUGGAUAAAGACAGUGCUCCCAUUAGUCAGGAGCUCUUAUCCCCGAAACAUAUUACAAGGACUUUUAUUAUAAACCUAUAUAUUCAGUAAAUAGAUGUUUGGAGGACUUUUGGCGGAGCACUAAGGACCUAUCGGUGGGAGAAUCAAUAUGAAUAUUAAGGACAAUUGACCCUGAGGGUGAUAAGUGAUCCAGGAAGGAGGACGGUAACAGAUAAAGUUUUCUUUAGAACAUGAUGCUGCUUUCCACCGAACCACCAAGGAUAGACCAGGACAGAAACCACAUGGCUGCGAGGAUAUUAGACCUCACCCUAGAGAUCAUCUACCUGAUAACUGGAGAGGAUUACACAGUAGUGAAGAAGUCAUCUGGUGAGUGUGUGACACCCCAUGUGUCAGGAGAAUGGAGCAGGACCCCGGGAGCCAUCACCGAGCCUCCACCUUAUUCACUGAUACAUGAGCAGAAGAUCCUAGAACUUACCAACAGGAUCACUGAGCUGCUGACCGGAGAGGUUCCUAUAAGGUGUCAGGAUGUCGCUGUUUAUUUCUCCAUGGAGGAGUGGGAGUAUUUAGAAGGACACAAGGAUCUGUACAAGGACGUCAUGAUGAAGGAUCACCAGGCCCUCACAUUACCAGAUGGAUCCAGUAGGAGAAAUCCACCAGAGAGAUGUCCCAGUCCUCUAUAUUCCCAGUAUUGUCCUGAGGAAAAGCUAAAUGUACUACUCGAUCAUCAGGAAAGUCAUGGUGGAACAACGAGUGAAACCACAAAUCCCACAUCCGACUCAAUGAAUGAUGAUGACAGGAUUAGAGGCUCCGAUUCACAUCUCCUUUUGUUUCACCCUUAUGAAGUAGACGAUGAUUCAUCUCAAUUUGGCAAAACUAUGACUAAAUAUAGACUGGGUAAAAUGUUUAUACGUUCUGACCAUGGGAAGCAAUUUAAAACGAAGCCUAAUUUUUCCACGUGUGACAGACUUCGCAGAGAUGCAAGGCCACGUACAUGUUCAGAAUGUGGGAAAUGUUUUAAUCGGAAAUCAAGUCUCGUUGCACACCAGCGGAUUCACACAGGAGAGAAGCCAUUUUCAUGUCUUGAAUGUGGGAAAUGUUUCAUACAGAAAUCAAAUCUUGUACGACAUCAGAGAAUUCACACAGGAGAGAUUCCAUAUUCAUGUUCAGAAUGUGGGAAGAGUUUUGAUACAAAUUCAGGUCUUGUUCUUCAUCUGAAAACUCACAGAGGGGAGAAACCAUAUUCAUGUUCAGAAUGUGGGAAGUGUUUUAAAACAAAUUCAGGUCUUUUUCUUCAUGUAAGAACUCACAAAGGGGAGAAUUCAAAAUCAUGUUCAGAAUGUGGGAAGUGCUUUACUCGCAAAACAAGUCUUGUUAUUCAUCUGAGAACUCACACAGGAGAAAAGCCAAAUUCAUGUUCAGAAUGUGGGAAAUGUUUUAACCAGAAAUCAGACCUUGAAAAACAUCAAAGAAUUCACACAGGAGAGAGGCCGUACUCAUGUACCGAAUGUGGGAAAUGUUUUAUCCAGAAAUCAAAUCUUGAGAAACAUCAAAGAAUUCACACAGGGGAGAGGCCAUAUUUAUGUACAGAAUGUGGGAAAUGUUUUAUCCACAAAUCAGAUCUUAAGAAACAUCAAAGAAUUCACACAGGGGAGAAGCCAUAUUCAUGUUCAGAAUGUGGGAAAAGUUUUUGCCAUAGAUCACAAGUUUUGAACCAUCUAAGAAUUCACACAGUGAGAAGCCAUUCUCUUGUCCUGAAUGUAGAAAAUGUUAUACCAACAAAUCAGAUCUUGUGAAAUUCAGAAUUCUAUCAAGUAAGAAAACAUUGUAAUGUUCAGAUUGUAGGAAAUGUGGCGGGAGUGGAGCUUCAUUAAAGGACUUAUAACAGAUUUCUUCUUCAAAGCUGCUUUUCGGCACAAGCAGCACCACUCCUGUCCAUAGGUUGUGUUGAAGUAUUGCAGUUCUGCUCCAUUCACUUCAAUAAAGCCAAGCUGCAAUGAAAAAAUUGCAUUGUUUUAAUUGUGUCAAUCCACAGAAUAAAGGUAAUAUGGCACAUCGUAUACCAUACAAAAUGUUAAGUAAAAAAAAAAAAAAAAAAUCGAUAGAAAAGAAUGGAAGAAUUCCUGUUCUUUUCCAUUUCCCAAUAUAGCGAGUCAAUGCAUUCUUGAUGGGUUGCCAUGGCAGCCAAUGGACUUAAAACCUACCUCAAAAUUUGUUACUCAUUUUCUCCUGAAUAUAGCAACACCCUAUAAACUAUUGUAUGGGCACACAGCAGGGCUCAGAAGGGAAGGAGCACUAUAUGGUUUUUGUAGGUCAGAAUUUGCUGAAGUGGUGUAGUGAGCCCUUUGACCCAAAGGGCGUUUCAUAAGAUUUGUCAGUGAAAAUGGAAAAAAAUGCCUUUUUGUACACUAAAAUGUUGCUUUAGGCCCAAACUUUAACAGGAGAAAAUGCACCCCACAAUUUGCUACCCAUUUUCUCAUGAAUACAGCAUCACCCCAUAUGUGCUCACAAAGUGCUGUACAGACGCACAACAGGGUUCACAAGAAAAUGAACAC
Molecule: messenger RNA, 2610 nt
Organism: Bufo gargarizans (Asiatic toad)
Lineage: Eukaryota; Metazoa; Chordata; Amphibia; Anura; Bufonidae
Product: oocyte zinc finger protein XlCOF8.4-like
Exons: 8
Coding region: 289-1851 (520 amino acids)
Biological process (GO): negative regulation of transcription by RNA polymerase II
Molecular function (GO): DNA-binding transcription repressor activity, RNA polymerase II-specific
Source: RefSeq, a predicted model, not a curated record